GGGACGGAGUGCUGGGGUGUUGCGGGUGGACACUGGUGCGGCUAUGGGGAUGUAUAACCGGGGUGGAUACGCAUACACGCCUGGGGUUUCCGAGCAAAAGAGAGGGUUCGGUGUUGUCAAGGCACGAUGGGAUGGGAAGACGGGGAAGAAGAUGAAUAACACUGGGGAGGAGGUGGAGAGGUUGCGUGUCAGGAGGGCGCAGAGUGCGAGUGCCGGUGCCGGUGUGGAGGGGGAGAGUGGUGAUGGGGAUGGGGAUGGGAUGGGCAAAGGGAAAGGGAAGAAGCUUGAGGAUGCGAUGACGAAGGCUUUUGACCACACCCUCGCGUCUGUUCAAGCUUCUUAUUCCCCUGUCGACGAAUUAUCAUCAUAAAAAUAAAGGUAUCUCCGUCUCCCUCUCCAAGCCCUACAGCGCACGACAUGAAGGCUAACAACCCAGACAUCGAACCCAUCGCCAUCCUCGUCCACCCGCAACAACCGCUGUCGCACCUCGAACGCCUCAUCCAGUCUGAACUGCCUCCCCUCAAAACGGCAGACAACCAGUCCCGUCCCCCAACCGUCUCCUUCAUCGCCCUGCAACUCUCCGACGACCCGAUCCGUCCCAAACGCACCGUCUACAAAGACCAGCAACUCCCCACCGAAGGCGACACCUACACCUACCUGCGUGACACCCCCAGCGCCCCCAACACGAAGAAAAGCAAGGACAACCACCGUCUCGUCCGCUGGUCCCAGUCCACCGAGAUCGGGGACUUCAUCCGGGAUGCCGCGCGGGCCCGCGAGUUCAUCGUCUCGGUCGAACAGGCCCCCGCACCGGUCUCCGCCUCCGACAACAGCCAUUCCAACGACAACAACAACAACGACACCCCCCUCCACCAAAUCCGGAUCGCGGUCCCCUCCUUCGAUGAACGAACCUACUUCCUGCGCAUGCGCCUCCGCAAGAUCUCAGGGCGCAUCAAAAGCAUCGCGGAGAUCAAGCACGAAUGCGACGCGCUCGCGCACCGCGGGGCCCAGCGCGUGGCGAUCGGCGGCUUCGGCGUGCUCUCGCUGUGGUGGUACCUGGUCUACAAGCUAACCUUCGAGACAGACCUCGGCUGGGACACGAUGGAGCCGGUGACUUACCUGGUCAGUUUAUCCACGCUGAUGGGCGGAUACCUGUGGUUCCUAUACCACAACCGCGAGAUCUCGUAUCGGUCCGCGCUGGACUUCACGAUCAACGCGCGCCAGAAGAAGCUGUAUCAGGCCAAAGGCGUGGAUCUGCAUCUGUGGGAGACGCUGAUCGACGAGGGGAAUACGCUGCGGCGGGAGAUCAAGACCAUCGCGGCGGAGUAUGAUGUCGAGUGGGAUGAGAUGUUGGAUGAGCGGGACGAGAGCGUCACGCAGGCGUUGAAGGAGGAGAGGACGCAGAAGAAUGGGUCCAAGAGGGCGAGGGAUGAUGACGAUGAGAGGGCCAGGGAUGAUGAUUAGAUAGAUGUCUUGGUCCAUUUUUGAGCGCCAGCUGCAUUGCAUACACACAUACUAUUACAUUUCGCCAUUCGCCAACCUGUUAACAACAGUAUAACACACAACACAUUCCGAUACAUUUCAACACCAGAUAUAACAGUACAGCACAGCACAGCACAGCACCAACACACUCAUCCGUUCCUCACCGGGUCAUAAUACUCCUUCUUUCCGCUCGUGUUGCCACCACCACUCCCACUGCCAUCGCCCUGCGGUUUCAGCUGUCUCGGGGGUGACUUUGCGCGUCCUAUAUAGAACAGUUAGACAAAUUGUACAAUAUCAACAGCAACAGCAACAGCAACAACAAAAAUGCACAUAUCAUCCAC
Aspergillus heteromorphus CBS 117.55 is the source of this 1820-nucleotide messenger RNA. RefSeq lists its product as uncharacterized. The transcript is spliced from 2 exons. Bases 418 to 1461 code for a protein of 347 amino acids. The record is from RefSeq and is a predicted model, not a curated record. Lineage: Eukaryota; Fungi; Ascomycota; Eurotiomycetes; Eurotiales; Aspergillaceae. Gene Ontology annotation, molecular function: calcium channel activity; uniporter activity. Gene Ontology annotation, cellular component: uniplex complex; mitochondrial inner membrane. Gene Ontology annotation, biological process: calcium import into the mitochondrion; mitochondrial calcium ion homeostasis.